UGCAAGUGCAAUGAAGUGUAUUUACAAGAAGCUCUCCAAAUAAGUUACAUCCUAUGAAACUGAUUAAUUAGUGCAUUUUCUGAAUAAAAAGUCACAAAUUUUAAAGGGCUUGGCCCUUUUAAGCAGCCAAUAGCCUUAUAGUUAACGUGGUUAGAAGUCGGAAGUGCAUUCUUAUUCUAGAGAACAUUGACACAAAGCUGUAUAUGCCCAUAAAAUACACCUCCCAUAUAUCUGUUAAAAACAAAUGAACUAAAAACACUACUCUAAACAAAUUAUGGGUUGUUUUAAGUCAUGACUGGGUCAAAUGUGGACCCAAUCAUGGAAACAACCCUGCAAUUGAGUGGAGCAUGUAAAUUGCCUUAAUGGCUAAGAAAGAACUGCCAUAAAACAUAUGCAAAACUCUUAUUUGUCGUUUUUAAGUAUACAUUUUAAAUAGUUUUAUACUAUUUUUCUUAUCAGAUCAGACUGUGAGCAACAGUUUCCAGACUGAGUCGGUGGGUUGUAACAUAUGGCGACACACUGUACCUUUAAGGAGGAGGCGUGUCUGCGCAGAGAUGACGCAGUAAUAAUAAUGAAAGGAUGCUUCAAAAUUCCUCCCAGACUGCAGCUUGUGUAGUGAGCAGCAGCAGCUUUCACACAUCCUAACAAGAGUAAUACACUGGGAAGCGAAGAGUUAGCCAGAGACCCAGAGAAGACACCAGACAGGGGAAGAGUGUCCUGGAGAGACCUUCACUCACGACAAACUCUCAGUCAUUAAAAGAAAGAGUGGGAGAUUUUGACAUACAAAGUUUAAUUGAAGGAUACGUCUUAAUUGAAUAACCAGAAAGAAAAGAAAACUUCCAAAAAUCUUUGACUCACUGCAAAAGAUACUUAGUUCACUGAACAGUUUAAAGAGGCGACAUGUCAUGUUUUAUGUCACUCUGUCUGUCCAUUUGGCUAGCAAUGAUAAUGGCCGGCAGGACAAGUGCACUGAAUGAGAACAUCGACGUGCUGGUCUUGUUGCCUUCAAAUAACACAUACAUGUUCUCAUAUCAAAGAGUUUCUCCGGCUAUUGAGUAUGCGAGAAAGUCCCUUGACAGAGGAGAGCUUGUCGCGGGAUUGAAAUUCACUGUGCACUAUAAGAACUCCUCGUGCGGGAUGGAUGCGCUGUACGCGCUCGUGGACAUGCAGAGAGACGAGCGUCCCGACCUGGUCCUCGGUCCGGUGUGCGAGUACUCUGCCGCGCCGGUGGUGAGAGUGGCAUCGCACUGGAACAUCCCGGUGAUCUCAGCAGGUGCUCUUGCCACCGGCUUCGCGGCAAAAAACAGUGAGUUCUCGCACCUCACGCGAAUCGCUCCAACUUACCUGAAAAUGGCGGAGACGUUCCAGGCGAUGUUCGGACAUUUCGGCUGGAGAAGCGCGCUUUUGAUUUACGACGAUGAUAAAGAUGAGAGGAACUGUUACUUUACGAUGGAAGGGGUUUAUAAUGUCCUGAUAGACCACCACAUUACCGAUCACGCUGUUUUGAACCCACAUGAAGAGAGAGUUGACGCCGACGACAUCAUGAAGUCAGUCUACGGGAGCGAAGUUAUAAUCAUGUGCGCCAAAGCCGACACAAUACGAGAUCUCAUGCUGGCUGCUCAUCGACGAAAAUUAACCAGCGACAGCCACAUCUUCUUCAACAUCGAGCUCUUCAACUCAUCUUCCUAUGGGGACGGAUCCUGGAGGAGAGGUGACAAACAUGACAAUGAGGCGAAAGCUGCCUACAGCUUUCUUAACACCGUCACAUUACUGAGGUCCACCAAGUCAGAGUUUAAGAAGUUCUCAGUAGAAAUGAAAAAGUCGCUACAGCAAUCGAACAUCCCUGUAUGUGAAGACUGCAAUGCUGUAAAUAUGUUUAUGGAGGGGUUCCAUGAUGCUUUGCUUCUGUAUGCAGUUGCAUUGCGCGACGUGAUGAGUAACGGUCUCACCAAAAAGAAUGGAUUGGACAUCACACACAGCAUGUGGAACAGGACAUUUGAAGGCAUUGCUGGCCAGGUGUCUAUAGAUGCCAAUGGUGACCGAAAUGGGGAUUUCUCAGUCGUUAGGAUGACUAACGUAGAGGCCGGCACCCAUGAGACUGUCAUGAGCUACUUUGGCACUAAUGGAAGUUUCCAGAUUAUGCCUGGCUUUAAGAGGGAAUGGUUUUCCUUGCGAACAUUACCAGAGCCCCCAGCUCCAACGCAGACCGACCCAUCAUCAGGUGGACUAGGUGUAUCGGCAGUGACUGGGAUAAUUGUGGGGGGAAUUCUGGGAAUUUCUCUCCUCCUGGCAUUCUACUUCUUUAGGAAGAAUUACAGGAUAACAAUCGAGCGAAGAACACCUCGAGAAGACUGUGAUAUCGGGAAGCACCGUCAGCUGCGGGAGGACUCAAUCAGAUCCAACUUUUCAGCAGCGUAGUCUGAUGUCGCGCACCGGAUUGUGAGGUGUUCCAAUCGGAGGGAAGGUGCAUCUCAUAUGGGCCGCUGGGCUCAUCAAACACUAUCCCAGGAACCCUGAAAUAUUUAUAGACAUGCUGUAGUGUUUUAUCCUUGUAAAUGUCUCUUGCUCUUUAAUUCGUAAACUCAGGAAAGGUGAAUUAUCGGAGGAGAAGUGCUUUUAAAGCCUCUUGACUCCAUAAAGAAAAAGAGUCUGUUUUAUUUAGCUACAGACCCUUUUUUUCUUUUUGCCAAACUUGUCUUGAGAAAGACUGUAGAAGCCUGUCCGUUCUGUAGAAAAGAAUCGCCUGACGUGAGUCCGAGAAAGCUGCUGGGUCGGUGGGAAGAAGCGGUAAUGAGAUGUUGAGGAUUAUAGCAGCGAUACUCAGAACUAAAGCUAACUCUCCCUAGUGAUCCAGGAGGACAUGUUUGCUUCCUCUUCUACCUUUAGAGAAUAUCCAGUUGAACACACUGUUAAAGGGAUAGGUUCACCCAAAAAUGAAAAUUCUGCUGCCAAUUACUCUCAUGUCAUUCCAAACCCAUAUAACGCGAGGGGAGACAAUUUAAACAAAGUCGACGGUGCUUUUUUGUGUACAAUGAAAGUGAAAGGCGACUGAGACUGUAAGUCACUGACAUGCAGUACAGUACUGCCUAACGUUUCCUUUUGUGUUCCACAGUUAUUCAGGCUUGGAACGACCUGAGGGUGAGACUUUUUUUAUUUGUAACAAUCCUUUUAAAAGCAUCGAUUAUUUCUUCUGGAUUUUGUGUCAACUUAGGCAGGAGGUACUGAUGAAUAUGAAACUGACGUGAACCUUCAAAAUGAUGUUCCUCUCUGUCACCAAAUAUCUCAGCAAGUCUUGAUGUAUCAAAUUUGGCUGCAUGCUGAAACACUGAACUGUUACAUAGUUUUUAUUUAUUAUUAUAAAUUCAGAAUGACUUUUUGUGAGAAUUACGAACGAUUUCAUUAUUUGUUUUACAUUAUAGUCCCACUAGUUAAAGGGACAAUCCACUUUUUUUGAAAAUAUGCAAUUUCCAGCUCCCCUAGAGUUAAACAUUGGUUUUUACUGUUUAGAAAUCCAUUCAGCCGAUCUCUGGGUCUGGCAAUACCACUUUUAGCAUAGCCUAGCAUAAUCCUCAAAAAUACCCAUAGAGUUUCAUAAUUUUUCCUAUUUAAAACUUGACUCUUCUGUAGUUACAUUUAGGGAUGGGCACGGUUAUUCGAAUAUUCAAAUAUUCGACUGGCAAUAAUAACUUGAAUUUAAAAAAUGCUAUUCAAAUGUUUGUUUGUUUUUAAUGUGCCACCAAAGGGUUACGUCUUUUACAGACUUAAAUGUAAAAUAUACAUGAACAUACAUUUUUAUGUAUUUCUGAUUGUUUGGCAAUGCAGAUUGCAGACGAAUUAAAGUUUUUCCUUUUAUCUCCGGGUUUGUCCGGCGCGCCGUAUUUGGCCACCGGCUCAGUGAGGGCUCACGUGUUAUUAAACGUGCUUCUCCGCCGCCUGCAUCAACACAUCAAGAGAGAUUUGUAAGCUUUAUGUUACAAAGUCUUCUUUAUUUUGUUAAUAACAAGACAGACACUGAGAACGAAAUGAAACAGAGAACAUUUAUUAUAUGCGGUGCUCUUUCGAAAAUGAACCGGAUAACUGCACAUGGCAGUUUAAAAGCAAAGCUCCGUCUUUGUGAAAUGUUGGUAAAUUAAGCUAACGUUAGUAGCUUCGCAUAGUCAACAAUAAGGUUUCGAGCCAGCUUACGUUAUUUGUAAAAUAAUUUUAAAUACAGAUAUUCAAUCUUGUUCAAUCCGUCUGUUGUUUUUAUCGGAUAUCCAUCAUCACGCGGAAGAGUUUUCUCCGCAGCACCGGCAUUAUUGUAUCUAGUCAGAAGAACGGGCUUUCACCGAAGCAGGUAGGAUAAAUAUGGUUUUCUUUAUUCACAAAUACAUGUCAAACUAAACUGAGAAGAUAUUUAUAUGGCGACUGAGCAGUCGGUUAUGUAGAUGUGUUUUUUCGUUUGUUGCGGGCUGGUGUUUUGAGUCUGUUUAAAUGAUAGACUUUGUCAAGUCCUCAAACUUUAAACUUUGCAAGUCCUCAAACUUCGCUUAGAUUUGGGGUUAGUGUAUAAUAUUUGGUAUAAUAUAAUGUAUGUAAGAUCAAACAGUAAUGAAUUCAUACUAACGACCGACUUGAAACUAAGGAUUUGACUCAGACUUCGCUCCGCAUGGGGUUUUAACGCCUUUUUUUUCUGUAGGAUAUUUUUUAAGAAGAAUUU
Molecule: messenger RNA, 4699 nt
Organism: Paramisgurnus dabryanus
Lineage: Eukaryota; Metazoa; Chordata; Actinopteri; Cypriniformes; Cobitidae
Gene: npr3
Product: natriuretic peptide receptor 3
Biological process (GO): signal transduction
Cellular component (GO): membrane
Molecular function (GO): peptide hormone binding; natriuretic peptide receptor activity
Source: RefSeq, a predicted model, not a curated record